AUGUCUUCCAACAGCUUCUUCAGGACGUCUCCCACCGUCGUUCUUCCGGCCUCAACUCAAGAACAAUACUUCGGCAACCACUACAUGGAGACUGACACUGGCGGACCAAUUCCGAAUGGCCCUUCGUCCACAUUCAACGACUUUCAGAACCACUCUAUGACACAAGUUGCGACUCAGCCGGGAUCGGCUCCUUCCCUCGCCGGACGCAAGCGAUCUAGAGGUGACAUCUUCUCUGAGGUCGAGGAAGACGCCGGCCGGAACGAUGACGGCUCAAUCUCAACGCCGUCAGAGGACAGAGCUUACAGCUAUCGGUCGUUCGCCGAAUCGCCUUCUGAGAUUGCGAUGGGAGGGUGCAACGAACACGACCCCUUCAACACGGCUUCUGCGCAACGUCCACAGGUCGCCAGCCGCAAAUCUCAGCGCAUGGAUUCGAAGGCAUCGUUACCUGGCGCCGACGAUCUUGCCCAGCUCGUGCUCCCUCAUACGAUCCGCGAAGCCACUACCGAACCAUUGAUCGAUGAAGCGACUCGUUCUCUCGGCAUCAGCUGGCAACGCAUGGACUCCACAGAGGUUUUGCAGAUAAAACAACGAGCAUACUCCAAGUGGAUCCAGAAUCAUUUCUCACGACUCACUGACGUCGCUAUCUGGCUGGAGAACUCUGCACUUCCAGCAUAUCUCGUCACCGCAAACAACACCAACACGGGCCAGCGCGAAUAUUACAUCUUCUCCACCGAUCUCACCGAGGCACGCCUUGUCACCACCGACCCAAGCCAACUCAUUCCGCGUCUGAAGAUGCUGCCCGCACUCGAACUCGCCGCUCCGGGCGGCAAGCUUGUCGCGGAGACUGAUCCGAUUCCGGCGUCCCAGUCCGAAGUCGAUGAUGCUCAUGUCGAUAUCGUCGGCUGUGCUGCUCAUGCCAUGGAGAUGGACUAG
Messenger RNA from Ramularia collo-cygni, 933 nucleotides. RefSeq lists its product as uncharacterized. The record is from RefSeq and is a predicted model, not a curated record. The transcript has a single exon. Lineage: Eukaryota; Fungi; Ascomycota; Dothideomycetes; Mycosphaerellales; Mycosphaerellaceae. Bases 1 to 933 code for a protein of 310 amino acids.